Messenger RNA from Bicyclus anynana (squinting bush brown), 9649 nucleotides. Its product is annotated as transmembrane protein 245. The record is from RefSeq and is a predicted model, not a curated record. The transcript is spliced from 14 exons. The coding region runs from base 135 to 2780 and encodes 881 amino acids. Lineage: Eukaryota; Metazoa; Arthropoda; Insecta; Lepidoptera; Nymphalidae.
CAUUGUCAACUACUGUCAAAAUAGUCGAAUUUUUGCCGAAAACAAAAUUUACGAUGAUCUCAUUAGAAUUUCAUUAACUAUUUUAAUAGACUCCUAAUUUAAGUGUUAAUUUGUUCUCAUGAAAUCUACCAGCAAUGCAACAGUCACCAUUUGAAAAUAUUUUCAAUAUUAUCGGAGGUUUGUCGGAGGGCAAUGAAAAGCCGAUGAAACAUGGAUUUUACAAUGCCUUCGCCCUUUUUAUUCUUGCGAUUUGUUGUGCGGCGUUCUACGUCCUAUUUUUGAUUUUGGAACCUUUUUUCAAACCGCUAUUUUGGGCACUGCUUGUUGGCUCGCUACUGCACCCAUUCAAGUACAAACUUUCUAAGAAAAUCAAGACAUGGUUCGAGGGACUGGAGAAGUCGAACUCGUCUGUGCUAUGUGGGUUGAUGGUGAUACCAGUCAAUAUUAUUAACCACGCGUCUGACUCUGUUGGGCAGCAGUUUAAAGAACAUUAUAAGACUGUAAUAGGCUUGCUAUCUGCAAUAUUUAUUUUACCAUGGAUCUACAACGCCAUACCGAGGAGCUUUGCCUGCAUUUUCUGGCAGCUUGUCAGUUUCAUCAGCUUUACCACAACACUUCUCAUAAGACUAUGCAGCUCUUACAUUACAUUAACAUUUGCUCUUGCAUACUUAAUAAGUGUAUAUUUUCUCUGGAGUCCUGCAAGAGCUGGAAUAUUUCGGAUGACCUCUCACAUACUCUGGCUGGUGGUAGCCAGCUUCCUCGCUAACUUGGCUGGAUCAUACAAAGUGUACAUGUUUAUAUUGCUCCAAGCAAUAGGUGUCACUGGAUUUGUACUAGAAAUAUUGUAUGUUCAUAAACAAUUGCUAUUGAAAGACCCAGAGGCUUCAGUACUCACAGCUUUCCAUGCUGUGAUAACAAAUCGCCACAUUGAUAGUGGUGGAUUAGAAAAGAUAGAUGAAAAACCUGAAGAGGCAAUACAAGAAGUUAAUGAGAAAGAUUCAACUAAAGAAGUUGAUUCUCCUGUUACCCCAGAACAAGCAGUAAAGAGAGGAAGUUGGACUGAAAGUGACCCCAUUCAGAGUCCUCAACGACAAGCAAAACUUUUAUUUAAAACUAGAACAUUAUCGGCACUACCGUUACCGAGUCCAAAAUCGAAAAUGCCUUUCGAAAACCGCCUUUUAGCUUCCUUCAAACAGAGGUCUUUAGAUGAAAAUUAUAUCAGAAAUAAUUUCAACGACGAUGAAACAGCUCUGUACUUCAAAUUACUUUUCUUUGGAUGCUUUUGCAUGUUGAUAUGGAAGUAUAUUUGGUUACUGCCUGUCAUGUUGUUCUUUUUGGCCAUCCAUAUUAUCAAGAUAUUGCUCAACUUUUUUGGAGUUUGGUUAUUUUUUGAAAACCAGUACAACAAUUUGAUGCUUAAGGUUGGCGGCUGGUGGAAUGACAGGAAGUCAGCGUUGAUACCCGCGGAAAUCCGUGGCAUACGCAAGAUGCUGUCGAUAUGUAACCGCAGCGUCAUAGAUGUGGCUUAUGAGUCCAUUGACACGGUGUCAACGUGCAUUGUGAUCGUUGGCCUGAUACUGUUUGUAGCUGUUACUACUAUUUUCCUAUGCAUUCAGAUAUACUCAGAAGCUAUAGUAGUGGUACAACUCAGCGGAAGUCUUCUAAACAGUACAUUUGUACAGAACAGCGAACUGCACGCAUACUUGCCAGAAGGAUGGGAGGAGAAGUUAGAUUCACUUAUUGACAACGCUUACACAUAUGGAAGGGAAGGAAUCUCUACCGGGAUAAUGAGAUACGUGAAGAGCAUUCUCAAAGAAGGCGAUCCCGAGAAGAUAGCGCGCGUAGAGCAGCAGGUGCUAGAGCUGUGGGACCGCGUGUACCAGAGCUGGGUGUCGGGCACGUUCGCCGCACAGCUGGGCCCACAGGUGGACGGCUCGGCGGUGCAAGACUCUUGGGACAGUCUAGUGAACGACGUAUCUUCUUCCUCUGGCAUGUUCGACUACAGCGGCGUAGUAGCGUGGGUGCAAGCCAACGUUGGCACGCUGAGCGCCAUCGCCACCGGCGUGUGGGCGCCGCUGGCCAGCAACGUGUCGCUGUUGGCCGGCUCGCUGGGCGCUUUCACUUCGCUGCUGCUGUGCGGAGGCGGCGCUAUCAUUAAUAUGUUUAUCAAUUUGGUGGUUUUCUUCACAACACUGUUCUAUUUGCUGGCGUCCAGCAAUGCGCUCUACAAGCCCGUGGAAGUUAUAACUCGUGUACAGCCGAACUUUGGGCCGAGGUUGGGCAUCGCAUUGUCUGUUGCUAUUAAUCAGGUGUUCAGAGCUUCCUUCAAAAUGGCGCUUUUUUACGGGCUGUGGACUUGGCUGGUACACAAUUUGUUCGGCGCCAAAGUUGUUUAUUUGCCAUCAGUUUUAGCAGCCGUGUUAGGCGCGGCUCCUUUCCUCGGGCCGUACUUGGCAGGUAUUCCUGCUGCACUCGACGUGUGGCUACAAGGAAGGCCGAUGGCAGCCUGCCUUCUGCCCAUCGCACAAGCUGCCCCCAUCGCCUUCCUGGACGCAGCGGUUUACGCUGAGAUAAAAGACGGCGGCCAUCCCUACGUGACAGGGUUAGCCAUAGCCGGUGGUAUCUUCUACUUGGGUCCCGAGGGUGCAAUCCUGGGGCCCUUGCUACUGUGCUGCCUCAUGGUGGUGCUCAAUUUGUCUUCCUCGUUCCUUCGAGACACCCCGUCGGAGGAGCGUGCCGCAUUACAUUCACGCGUCAGGUCAUUAUUGGAAUGUUUUUAAAGUGAGGUGUGUAUUGUUUAUAAUGUUAUAUGUGUUUGUGGAGUCUGAGCACGUUUAUACAAUCAACAUAUUUGUUCAUGUAUCAAGCACGCACUGUUUCAUUAAAACUAAAAUAAAACUGUUUCAUUACUUUUUUCCAUUCGCCGGUUUUUGCUGAAAACUCAAAAUACAUCCAACAAUAAAAAUGCUAAAGCCCUUAACGAAACCUAUAUUUGCGUAACCAUCACUAUACACUAAAAAGCUAUUUUCCAUUAUCCAUUGUCCAUUAUAUUAUAAACUAGCCGACGCCCUGCGGUAUCACGCGCGUAGGUCCCGUUCCCGUGAGAAAACGGGGUUAAUAUAGCCUAUGACACUCACAAAUAACGUGGCUUUAUAGUGGUAAAAGAAUUUUUAAAAUCAGUUUGUGGAUCCAGAACUACCCUCUACAUUACCACAAACUUUAUCUCUAAUAAUUAUUAGUAUGGAUAAUUCAUGAAAUUUUUUUUAAUGUCCAUCUUCGAUAUUCAUUUGUUGUUCUAAACUAUUUUAUUAUGAUAUAAAGCAUGAUACAUUAGUAUGCAUGGUUUUGAGUAAGAAGCAUGCAUUAUAGACUGCUAAUGAUGAUGAAUAAACAUGCAUGUGCAUGUAUUAACUUUUUUUUGUUUUCACGCAUGUCUGUUAUAAAUAUUAACAUUUAAAUCAAAUAGCUUUAUAAUAUUAAAGUAUAUGGAUAUUUCUUUACAGGCUCGGUGCUUAUCUGUGAACAUGCAUGGACUAACACUGUAACAAGUGGAGAGGUAAUCUCGCUAGGGUUUAACCCUGAAUUAAAAGGUUUAAAUCAAAAAUUGUUAAAUGAAAAAAUUGUUAUGUUGCCCUAGGGAGAAAAGAUGUAAUACAAUGACUUCUUUUCUCGGAAUUGGAAAACAUUAUAAUAAAUAAUACAAUAAGGUAACUGUUCCAAUGAUAGUAACAUUUCAAUUUUUAUCGUAAAAUAAGAAAAAUUUUAGUAAAAUCAUCACUUUUUUACAAUAAAUAGUCUUUUGUAAUGUAAAAAAAUAUCUCUUACAACAUUUCGUUAUUUUGAAGGAAGCGUCGUAUAAGCUUUUGGAAAAUGUGGUUCUGUAGCGCCAUUUUGUGACGAUGUUUUUAUAACUCGACAGUGUGAAUCUCUAAUUUCUAUCUAUUUCUCUAUCUAACAUGAUACUGUAGAUAGAGAGAGAUAGUGAUGAUUUCAGAAACUCAUUCUGACGAGUUAUAAAAUUAUCGUUACAACAGACAACAAUAAUUUUAUUUAAUCUAAGUUUGUGAAAUUAUUACCUAGCUAUGGCAAAGCCAAUUUAAAAGGUUAAUGUAUAAUAUUUAUAUUAAAGUGUAUUUGUAUUUAGGUAUUUAAAAGCAUUAUAUAUAUCGAUAAAGUUCUUAAGGCGUUCAAAUGCGUUUACAAAACCGACAACCAGUGCAUAUUAAUAAAUAUUUUAAGGGAAUAAAAUGUAGGUAAAUUAAACAAAAUAACUAGAGGGUUGUUAGUAAUGUUUGUUACGCUUAUUAAUAUUUUAAUCUUGAAUUUUUAUAUAAAAAGUUUUGAAUUUUUUUAAAUAUUCGUUUUAUAUUAUCAGUUACGAAUACCGUAAAACUUUAUAUUGCUGUUACUCGAAAUUGCCUUGUUACAGCGAGAGUUUUGGAAACUUUUAACAAAAAGUGUGAAUUUAAAUUGUAGGUAUUUUUUUAUUAUUUUAGUUACAAAUAUAGUAAUGGUAAUAUAUAUUUUACCCGAUAUUGCCUGCAGUGUGAAUUUCGGGACAAGUUUUAAUAAAAAUUGUGAACUUGAAUUAUUAAUUUCAUAAUACGUUUUAUGUUAUUUAUCAGUUAUCUUAUGGAUGAUAUUUAUAUAUUUUACCCGAUAUUGCUUGCAAUUUCUGGUUGAACUUACGAGAUUUUUGAAAAAUUUGUGAUCUUUAAGUUUUAUAUACAUGAUAUAUAAUUACGGUAGAUCAUUUUUAUACAUAAAAUACAUUAGGCUAUAAAUAUUAUGUCGUGAUAUAAGGAAAUGAUUACAAUAAGUAGGUAUGCCUUUCACAAUAAAUAUUUGUUUUCUGCCCCUGGUAGAUGCAUUUCUGUGACAAAUCAUAUAAAAAUAAGUCGGGUUUUCCUUCCUGACGCUAUAACUCCAGAACGCACGAACCGAUUUCCACGGUUUUGCAUUCGUUGGAAAGGUCUCGGGCUCCGUGAGGUUUAUAGCAAUGAAAAUUAAGAAAAAGGUAGGGGUAGGGUAGGGUAGUGGUAGAGUUGGGUAGGGGUAGUAGAAAGUUUACAUCGAGUUUCACGCGGACGAAGUCGCGGGCGUCCGCUAGUUCAUUAUAUUUGUAGCAAACCCUACCCCUAUUUUUCAUUAUAUUAUCAUUAUAUUUGUACCCUGAUUUAUUUAUAUAAAUAAUUAGGUUUAUUGUAAUAUGAGCCAAAAUUAAGCUUAUGCCUUACAUGCAUGCCAAACUAACAUUUUAACAGUCAUAAUAAAGUUGUUAUAAUGUAGCCAUAUUAAAAUAUUAUAUUUGACAUUUAAUUAUACUUAAUUUUCGUAACAGUCAUAAUAAAGUUGUUAUAAUAUAGCCAUAUUAUAAUAUUAUAUUUGACAUUUGACGUUUAAUUAUGACUGAUGUAUGGUUAAUUUUCGUAACAGUCAUAUUAAAGUUGUUAUAAUAUAGCCAUAUUAUAAUAUUAUAUUUACAUUUGACGUUUAAUUAUGACUGAUAUAUGGUUAAUUUUCGUGUAAGUGUUUUCAUAAAAUCAUAUAUUGUAUAAUGCCUAAUGAUUAAGAUGGUAACAGUCAUAAUAAAGUUGUUAUAAUAUAGCCAUAUUAUAAUAUUAUAUUUGACAUUUGACGUUUAAUUAUGACUGAUGUAUGGUUAAUUUUCGCAACAGUCAUAUUAAAGUUGUUAUAAUAUAGCCAUAUUAUAAUAUUAUAUUUACAUUUGACGUUUAAUUAUGACUGAUAUAUGGUUAAUUUUCGUGUAAGUGUUUUCAUAAAAUCAUAUAUUGUAUAAUGCCUAAUGAUUAAGAUGGUAUUUUAGAAAGAGCUAGAUACAGCUGCUAUCCUGUCAUACUUAACCGCGCUACCGAUGUUCAGUUUAAAUUGAACAGUUCAACUGUUCAGUUAAAUCGUACGUGUGUAGUGUCCGUCAGUUUUAACUUAAUUGUACAGUUUUUCCUUAUGAUGUUGGUUAGAUAAAACUGUACAGUUAAAACUGAAUGUAUGUGCAAGCAACAGAGAUGACACGAUACAAACUCGAAGCUAAGAUUACAUUCUCUUUCUGGCGCUCGAUUAAAAAUUCUCAAUAUUUUACCUAUAGAUAUUAUUUUUUAUGAUGACCGUUUGGUUUAGCUUGUUUUAGUAAAGUUUACAGACAGACACAUCUGUAGGAAACUGAAGGAACGUCAGUCACGACGUCACAAUUUUCAUUUUCCAUAUUUUUAUUACAUCAUCCAAACCACCUCCUAUGUAAAUAUAAUUAAAAAGCAAAACCUACCAAACAAAAAUGGGUUGUUGUUUUGCUAACGCUCUUUUAGCGUUACACACAAACGCUAUUGUCCUGUACAGUUUACCAACACAAGCAAAGCCAUUUAUCAUAAAACAACAACAGACUUCUAAGAGUCACGCAUAGGAGACCGACGAGGAUGUCUAAUUUUUAAAAGCCGUGAAAAUAUAUCUGCCAAUCACAGCGCGAUUCCAUCUGCUGUAGAUUGUUAUAUAUAUGAAUCCGCUGCGUCGCGUCUGAGCCAGAUGGCCAUGUACAGCAGAUAGUCUGUUCUCUAAAUAAAAUCUUAAAUUAACGGAAUAAGGUCUAUAUUACAUUAGCUUGUGCAUUCAAUUUACAACAGCGGUGUCCCUUUUCAACUAAUUUGGCCGAUGUGAUUUAAAAAGUGGUAGAACUGUAUGUAUGCCAAACUUCUAGUACGCUCUGAAGUUGCAGCACGACGAACUUCGUGGAUAUUAUAAUUUAUAACCCCGCUGGGAUAUGUUUUUGUACACUGCUGUUAGUAUUCAAAGCGUGCUCGAAGUUUCGCGCAUACUAUAAUUUUUUUUUAAUGUGACUGCGAGAAAACAGAAUCUAAUCUAAACAAUACGUACCUCACUAUAUAUGUUAUAAUCUCAUUUUAAUUUUUAUGGUCCUGUAGUUAACAAGGAACUCUUAUUUAUCCUCUUAAAGUAGGUACUAAGCUCUAUGUAAACUUGUUAAUACUAUAUUUCAAUUUCGUCACAUUUAAAAGUGGCAAGCUUUAGCACUCCGCACUAGUCUUAAAUCUCAAAAUGUCAAUUGUUUUAAUCUUAGGUUUCGCUACUUAUAUCUAUAUUGGAAUGUGUUCUACCCUCCAUUAUGUGUUAAUAUGAUAUGGCUCGAUGGCUUAUAACGAAUUUAAAGUAUGAAAUUGUUUAUCACAGACAUCACAAGCAAUUCUAAUGCUAAUUGUAGAUCUAGACGUCCGAAUAAGGUCCUUUACGAUUCUGACGAUGACAUAACGAACGAAAACACUUUCCAGGCAACACAAACUACACAGCAUCUUCGACGGCGAAGAUGAAGUCUGAUAUGUGACGUCACCCAGUCUAGGGUAUUUUUAACACACUAUUUCGGGGGCGCUCGGACUGAUACACUCAGAACACACCCUUCCAGAACGGCCCUCUAAAUCGAGGUCCGAGUCUCAGAGGAGACAACCUUAGAGAGUCGUUUCGCACAUUUUUUCUGCUUCUGCCUUCGAGCACCAUCAAGCGAUGUUUCUACGCUCGCCCGAACCCACCGGUGACGCCGCUGAGGUUUCAUUAAGGAGCCUACAUCACAGAAAACGGCACAGAAACAGAGAAAAAGGACAACACAAAAAGGAAAUUAUCCUAACAUUUGAACUGAAAAUUCUUCCAGUUUCUCACAUUUCGCAAAUCUCAAAUCAGCUAAAUCUUGUUAUUUCUAGCUUCUAUGAAAGCAAAACUGAAAAUGGUUUUACCCAAAGUUAAAACACUUUUUGCGCACAAGAAAAAUAACCACUAUAACAUCACUUAAUAUGAUAACAUCACAUAAUAUGAUAUAUCUAAUCAAUAUAGAGUUUUUACAAUUUCUGUCUUGACUAAAGCAAUACACUAAAUUCGUUAUACGCUCGAGUUACUUUGUAAUUUGGGGACAGUUCGGUUCCAGCUGUCUUUGGGAAAUCUAAAAUUUUAGUGUGAUUUAACUACUGACGAAUCAAAAUAUAAUUUACGAAUAGUUAAGAAUCCUAAAGGCUCUGGGAGCUAGCAGGUUUCAAAAGUCCAGACAUCAUAAAUCUGAUAGAUUUCCUUGAAACUGCUACCACUUAACUAUCCCAAUUAAGUUAAAGCGGUGCCUAGUUUAUGUAGGUAAGGGCCCUUUAUUAUUAUUUCGGCGUUUUAAGCGUGUAUUAAAAUAAUAAUUUAAUUAAUUAACUUUUAAAUAGUAUAAAGUAUCGAACAGUAAACCUACCUUCGCAUUGUCCAUUGUAUUUGUCGCAUUGUCCAUAUAAGAUAGUCAAAGACAGUCAUAGUUUUAAAUGGUUUUAUGAUACAUACCUUAAUUAUCAUUUAAGUGUACAGGGUUACAAUUCAAACAAUUGCAAUAUUUUGAAUUUAAUAUUUCGAAAGUUUUGAAUAUAAUUACCUAAAUCAUCAAAAUCAUCACGUGACACUAGUUUUGACUAGAGAUAGCUCUUGCAGUCCUUGAGUUUUGUGAAACUCGUAUGUAAUGGGUCCACGCUUUGUGUAUUUUUUGAUCUAUUUCUGAAAAUAUUGUAAUUGAAUGAAAAGUAACCCUGUAUAGGCACAAGCGCACGUCCUAGUAAUGGUGUAGGUAUUGUCGAUGUGGAAUCCGUGACACUUGAAAUGGCAAGUUUUAAGGUCCGUUUAUAUCUAUUUACAGACAUAUAGCGUGCCGUGGCAGACAAAAUAAUAUUCUUCUAUAAGUAUAGUGUUUAUUAACGUAUUUGUAUCUAUCGUAUCGCGGCCGCGCAGACGUUGACAGACACGGGCUGCGCUCAGACAGUAUUCUCGGAAAGAAUAUUUUGUCUGUGCGGUUCAUGUCUGUAGAGUCAUUUUCAUGAAACCUGAACUAAAAUUGACAGCGCCUUACACAAAUGACAAUAAGACAGCCAUUACCAAAUGACAAUGAGCGCCAUUAAGACAUUAGCGCCGCGUCUGGGGAACUUCUUUCAUGAAAAGGACUUUACGUGUCCCUGCUGGGCAGUGUAAUUAGACGGUGCGUGUCUGUGGGUGUCUGCCACGCUACUUGUCUGACUGUGUCUAUAGAUUUAAACGGACCUUUAUUUUUGACGUAGACACUGCGCCAUGAAAGACGUCCUGAACUAAAAUUGACAGCGCUUUACACAAAUGACGAAGAGUCCCAUUAAAACAUAAGCGCCGCGUAUACGGGACUUGUUUCGUGACGAAGUAUAAUUGCGAAGGGACACCUUAACUUUUUUUUUAGUGGAGCCACGGAUUCCGCAUAUCUACGCAAUGCUAUGUCAUAUACGAAGGCCUUACCCUGAAUUUACUUGUUCUACCGUAAUCCAUGCAUGACAAUACGUCCAUGUACUUUACGUCUAACAAUUGUCACUUUGAAAAAAUUAUCAAUCUUUUACACUUGUUCUCUUUUACCUAAAUAGUAACCCAUAUGAAAAUAAUCAUAUUAUAAUUAAGCAAUAUCUUGUACGUUAAUUAGCAGCUAUUUGUAAAAAUAAACUAUACUCAAUAUUCAAGAAAAACGUAAGCCCUUACCAGUUCAAGAAGAAUCGUCCAAAAAUUUAUUUAUACGCAAUUAUUGUAUUGUUAUUUAUUAAGUAUUCAAUGCACGCAUACUCAUAAGCGAAAAUAAAUGUAAUUGAGUUGCUUUUUUAAA